AUGUCGAAAUACUCGAGCAAGUGGCUGAAGGUCUCUGAGCCCGUCCCUCAUGUUCUCCUCAUUGAGUUGAACAGGUUCUGGAGGGCCUACGGAAACCUCUUCGAAACCAUCGUCGAGGACGGCUACGACGUGCGUGCAGCCGUCGUCUCAUCCACCUUCCCCAAAUUCUUUACCGCCGGGCUGGACUCUAAUGCCAUUCACGCUGCAGUGAACGACGCGGGAGUCUUGGGUAGCGACGGCGCCGACACGUCCCGGGAUGGCGCCCGCUCCUCCCUCGCCAUGCGCAAGACCCUUCUCGAGUUCCAAGAGGCCAUCGGCAAACCCGAGCAAGCGCCGUUCCCUGUCAUUGCUGCUAUCCACGGCUGGUGCAUUGGGCUGGGUGUGGACUUGACCUCGAUCUGCGACAUCCGCUACGCUGCUUCGAAUACGACUUUCUCUAUCAAGGAAGUAGACAUUGGCCUCGCAGCGGACAUCGGCACCCUCGCCUACCUCCCCAAGAUCACCGGCAACCAAUCUCUCAUCCGCGAGCUCGCCUAUACUGCGCGCAACUUCUCCGCUGCCGAGGCUGAGAAGAUCGGUCUGGUCAGCAAGGUCGUGGAGGGUGGAAAGGACGAGGUUGUGAGGGAGGCGUUGAAGUUGGCGGAGUACAUCGCGAGCAAGAGCCCCGUGGCGGUUUCGGGAACGAAGCAUCUCAUUACGCACGCUCGUGACCAUAGUGUCCCAGAGAAUUUGGCGUAUACGGGUGCAUGGAAUGCUGCUGCUUUGAUGACGGAUGACAUCUUGGAGAAUCUUAAAGCUACCAAGACAAAGAAGAAGGCAAAUUUCAAGUCUCUCAAGGUGGAUUCUGGGUUGGCAAAGCUGUGA
Coprinopsis cinerea okayama7#130 is the source of this 864-nucleotide messenger RNA. RefSeq names its product enoyl-CoA hydratase/isomerase. NCBI's taxonomy places the organism in Eukaryota, Fungi, Basidiomycota, Agaricomycetes, Agaricales, Psathyrellaceae. Gene Ontology annotation, cellular component: mitochondrion. The transcript is spliced from 6 exons. The coding region runs from base 1 to 864 and encodes 287 amino acids. Gene Ontology annotation, molecular function: delta(3,5)-delta(2,4)-dienoyl-CoA isomerase activity. The record is from RefSeq and is a predicted model, not a curated record.